ACUACGGUACCAAACUUAACCGUGUUGUAACUGCGGGCAACUGCGUUGAACGGCUGAGCGGCGUUUCCAUGAGACAGCAAACUGAGUUAAAGCGCUUCCAAUGCGGUGGUUCGGGUUUGGCUUCAACGCAUUUGGACAGAUAUGUGUCCAUGAGAAAUUAAUUAAAGGACAGUGUAGCGACGCUGUCAAAGUGAUUAGCCCGACAGAGCUAACGUUAGCUAGCCAUGCGGACAGACGCGGCUGCCGCUUGAAGACUGAUGGUCAAAUUAGAGCAAGUUGGAGUCGAAGAGCAUCUUUGCAUUUAGAUGGUAAAAUAAACUGCACCAGAGAUAAAGCAAGCAGCGUUAACAGCUCUGGUGACAGCUGUGUGUGCCUAGCUGGUUUUGGGGCACUCAUCUCCAAUGAGUCCUGUGGUAUUUCUGUGAAAGAGAGCCGUGGCUGUAAAGAUGCCUACAUCAGUGAGUUGUACCUGACCCUCGCUUUCCCGGACAGAAUUGAGUCCUGGGAUCUGCAGACGAAAGAGAAGAGUGCAUCAUGGAGCAUGGAAGUAAAAACAGAGAGCUCUGGACCCCCUAUGAAUCUCCCAUUGGUCCCUGGGGGUUACAUAGCCACGAAACCUCCCUUCUACCGCUCCUUAUCGCCACACCUGAAAGCCAAGAGUCUGGCACUGAGUGCAGAGCAUGCCAUCCUUCUCAGUGCCUCUGGAGCUGUGUACACCUGGGGACUGGGCAGCCAUGGUCAGUUGGGGCACGGAGACCUUACCUCUGAGGAGGAGCCCAGGGCAGUGGAGGCACUCUGGGGAAUGCCCAUGAGCCAUGUAGCUACAGGAGGUUGGCAUUCUGUCUGCAUUAGUGAUGGGGGUGACCUUUAUGUGUGGGGCUGGAAUGAAAGUGGCCAGCUCGGACUUCCCUCACGAGGUCUGAGGAAAGCACUGCAGCAGCAAAGUAGCCAACAAGCAGGAGCACCAUGCAAAGAUGCCAGCACAUCUCCCCAUGAAGAGCCACAAGAGGGAGAGAAACAUGAAGAUGUAUUCAUAUCAAUCCAAGCAUUCCCGGCUCUGCUGGAUAUCACUCCAUCAUGUGAGAUCAGCACAGUCAGCUGUGGCUGCCGCCACACAGCUGCAGUAACGACCACAGGUGACCUCUACACUUGGGGCUGGGGUGACUACGGCCAACUUGGACACCAGACUUUAAUGAGUUCAGAUGAGCCCCAGCUUGUGGAGUUCUUCAGGGAGCAGCAGAUGCGUGUGGUUGAUGUUGUGUGCGGGGCAUGGAACACUUUUGCUGCUGUCGUCAAGGAGGAAGUAGCUCGGUCUUAAAAAUAUAAAUUGCUGGACUUCGUACAAGGUCGUGGGGGGCUGGAGCCAAUCCCAGCUGACAUUGGGCGAAAGGCGGGGUACACCCUGGACAGGUCGCCAGUCAAUCACAGGUCACAUACAAUACAUAUAUACACAAAUGUUACUUUCUUUUUUCAUUUGUCUGUAUAAAAAUGUAAAUGAGUAGUUUUUGGAAAUAUUUUUUUAAUUUUUAAAAAAAUCACAGGCUUUAUAUUACACAAACAAUACAUAAAACAGUUAAUGUAGUAAAAUCCACAGGUAAAUAUAAUUUAAGGCAAAUCCCUAAAAUUGUUCUAAUUGAAAAUUAAACACCAUAUGAGAGUUAAAGGGGGAUGCAUUUCCACAGCCCACCACAGGUCUUCACAGCACAAUCUUGAAAGAACUG
This is a messenger RNA of Micropterus salmoides (largemouth bass), 1721 nucleotides long. Its product is annotated as RCC1 domain-containing protein 1-like. NCBI's taxonomy places the organism in Eukaryota, Metazoa, Chordata, Actinopteri, Centrarchiformes, Centrarchidae. The transcript has 8 exons. The record is from RefSeq and is a predicted model, not a curated record. Bases 101 to 1318 code for a protein of 405 amino acids.